CAAAUGUCCAGUCAAAAACAUUGUUUCCAGCCAACGAAACGUCAAUUCCUCUACAAACAUAAAUUAUAUAUAUUUUCUACUUACAAUUCUGUCCCGACUAUUUAAGGUAUAUUAACUUUAGAACACUUUAUAAGUGCUAAGUUGUAGGUGUUAGAGUAUAUAUAAAAAUAACAAAACACAAAAGGGACCAUUAAGGGCAAUUCGUAAAACAGAAAGAUGUACAAAAUUCUACGGUCUUCUUUAUAAUCCACUAUGAACUAAGCCAAGAUGUUUUAGGAGCCAGCAUUCGAAUCAGUUUUAGUAGCAAUAGUGCUUCUCUGCAAGAGACAUGCCUUUUACAAGCAGGGGAAUGUUUCGAUUUUCGCUGUUCCUGACGGGAUACAUACUAUUUCUUAUUGUCGGUGCCUCUAUAUUCGCAGCAAUAGAAGAACCCGAAGAACUAGAAAAGGUUCAAGAAAUUCGAACUUUGCGGUACAACUUUCUAAAGGAAAAUCCGUGCGUAAAAGAUGAAGCACUUGAAGAACUUAUAGUAGAAAUCAUAAGCGCUAGCAACCGAGGUGUCUCAGCUAUAAAAAACGCUACAGGUGAAUCUAACUGGAGCUUUGCUCAAUCUUUAUUCUUUACCAGCACGGUAGUGACGACCAUAGGUUAUGGCCACGUCACACCUCUGAGUCGAAGCGGAAAGGUGUUUUGUAUUCUAUACGCUAUGAUAGGGAUCCCACUCACAUUGGUCCUCCUUUCCGCGAUGGUAGAACGUAUGUUGAUACCCACAAUCGGGCUCCUGCAGUGGCUUAACUCUAAGUUGGGACACUUGUACCAGCCGUUUAAUAUACGUCUUCUGCAUCUAUGUAUCAUAGCCGCAAUUUUGGUGUUAGUAUUCCUUGCGAUGCCAGCAGCUGUUUUUGCGUCAAUAGAACCUGAGUGGGAUUAUCUAGAUUCAUUGUACUACUGCUUCAUAUCACUGACAACUAUUGGUUUGGGCGACUAUAUCCCAGGCGACUCCUUUAAUCAACCCUAUAGACCGCUCUAUAAGAUUUUAACAACAGCGUACCUCUUUUUGGGAAUUACUUUUAUGAUGUUAACGCUUGCCGUUUUCUACGACAUCCCUCAACUCAAUUUGGGUAUUCUGUUCGCUCCGAGCGAUACAGACGAUGUCUCAUCCGAGAAAGUUCGUUUGGCAAGCUCAACUCAAGCCACCAUUUACGGAACAAGCUCUGACAGUCUUGAAAAUCAACACCGGCAAGUUGUCAGAGUAAGGUCGAGAAGGGAAGAUGACGAUGACAGUCCAGACGAUAACACUUCGAAGCCCCUUGGCAUUCCAUAAAAAAAUCGCACUCAAUAACUAAUGCACAAGAUGUACCUAUCCCUUAGCGAAAAUUGUCAUAUAUAUAUAUAUAUAUAUAUAUAUAUAUAUAUAUAUAUAUAUAUAUAUAUAUAUAUAUAUAUAUAUAUAUAUAUAUAUAUAUAUAUAUAUAUAUAUAUAUAUAUAUAUAUGGAUAUGCCGAAUAUUUGUUGCAAAUGUUUCUCCAUUCUCUAGUUCACUGGUUUUAAUUAACCAGCCAUUCAGCAUUGUAACUGUUAAUUUUAAUAUUGUUUCUAUUUGGUAGAAUCUGAUGACAACUUGACAUGCACAUAUACAAUUAUUUCACGUGCAAACCAUUUAUCAUUUAAAUAUUGCAAGACUGAUAUGCUCAACUAUGCUCCAAAAAUAUAAAAUCGGCAAACGAUAUUCUAAAAGCUUACUUAAAUCUAUAUUUAUAGAGUUUGGCUCUAUAAAAUCGGGUUUUCGAAAUUCGACUCUUGAAACCUCAGAAAAAAUGAAAAUUACAAUAUAAAAAUUAGAAUCUUAUUGAUUAAAAGAGAGACACAUAUGAUAGCGUAGAUCGUAACAUACAGAUGAGUGUAGAAUUUUGUUUUGUGAUGUGAGUCGCCAAUAUUUUGAAAAUCAUUAAUUUUAUUCUUUUUGUUGCUCUGGUGGGCAUACGAUGUCCUGAUGUCCUGGAUAUGUGUUUUGAUGCACUUCGAAUGUAAUGUUUCAGUUUUUCCCUUAAGUUUGGUUAAUUAGACAAUUUUCAAAAAUAUAAUGGUAUAAAGAAUUUUUGUUAAUUAUUUCUUUUUUUUUUUUUCAUUGAAACAACAAUAGGAUGAUUUUUAUUUCGUCGUUAAAAAGGCAACAACAUAAGGCUGCAAAUGAAAAUUAAAGUUGAUAUGAUGGUUUGCGAAAAACAAAACAGCCGCAACAGAUGAAAAAGUUAAUAUUUUCAAAUCACAUAAUUUACUCGCUCCAACCAAAAUCAACCUUAAUUUCUCAAAUACUUACCACAACUGACUAGAAAAUUUUACUGUGUCUCAGUUGUAAAUGGUGGGAGUCGAAUUUGAAAUACCUAAUGUACGAUUUAAAACAAAGAACACCUACCAAACCAAUGCGUAUUUAGUAAUAAGACAAACUGACUCAUUUAGGGAACACAUGGAUAAAUUGUUAUUUUUUGUAUUUUAUUCUAUCAAAAACUUGUUACGAUCUUAUUUCCUGAGAAUAAACUAUACAAUAAUUGUG
Molecule: messenger RNA, 2554 nt
Organism: Cylas formicarius (sweet potato weevil)
Lineage: Eukaryota; Metazoa; Arthropoda; Insecta; Coleoptera; Brentidae
Product: potassium channel subfamily K member 1-like
Exons: 7
Coding region: 329-1324 (331 amino acids)
Biological process (GO): stabilization of membrane potential; potassium ion transmembrane transport
Cellular component (GO): membrane
Molecular function (GO): potassium ion leak channel activity
Source: RefSeq, a predicted model, not a curated record